AUGAUACGAUUUCUCUGUUUCUUUGUGCUGUUUACUGUCGUAUCAGCAGGAGGGAUCCUCAGUACGUUAAUGCAUGGUGAUAUUGAGCAUUUCAAUGGUACCAUUUCUCUGCCGAAUGCCAUCGAAGAAAACGAAGAAUCAUCAUUGCCUGAUUAUUCUCACCAACGUAGUUUUGCCGGUGUUACAAUCAAUACGAAUAUUUUCACUUUGUUUUAUUAUAAGAACAGUCAAAUAUAUGUGUACAACACAUUGGCCAAUGAAAAUAAAUAUCCCAACGAUCCGUCUCGAUGGAUAUUCUACUAUAUUCCAAUAAUGGCUCCAGUUCGAACUUCAUCGGACGCAACCUGGGCAUGGUCAAUAGAAAACGAAGUUCGUGUCAAUCUUAUGUUGGGUGACCGAGAAGUAGAAGAGACGGCACGUGAAGCCAUUGCCAAAAAGUUCGACAUGAAAAUAGCCGAAUAUGCUAAAUAUUGGGAUAUCGCACCGUUGAUGAUAGAAUCUUUGACUGCUUUCGUUGUAAAAGGCAGUAGUUCACCGAUAGCAGGUGUACAACCUUAUCAUGCCGUUCAUCCGAAUUCACUAAAUAUGAUUUUUCGAUUUCCCUGUUCAACAAGUACGAAUGCACGCGAUGUUGCAAGAUUGAUUGCCAAUGGAGAAUAUGAUAUUGAAAUCGCGUUCCAUUUUGAUGGCUUCAAACAAACGUCAACGUCACUGGUAUCAAUCACCGCUGAACAAUUGAAAAGUAUCACCAGUAAGACAACAGCUGAUGGUGGUAAUGCAGAUGCAAAAUAUAUUCAUCGUAGUCAAACUUCCAAGUUUGUUGGAACCUAUAUCACAAACGUGAAAAAGUUGAUAUACUCGGAAAGUUCAAGCGUCGACACACAAUCAUUAUCGAAAGGAUUGGAAGAUCAAUUUAUAUCAUUGUUACAACAAGGAAUGGAAAGUGCGCAACAAAACAUUGUUAAAGCUGGUCAUUUCAACGAAGUAUGGUCAUCAGAAGAUUUACGUCCGGAUCGAAUCACGUCAGAGCUCAGUAAAUUGUUUACGAAGAAUGCUUCAGAUACAGCACAUCAUACAUCAUCUGAUAAAUAUCUAAGUGUCGACAAACAACAUUUAGAAGAACUAAUCGCAAGCAGUUCGAAAGAAGGCGGAGCCGGCGUGUCGUUUCUCGGUAUAUCGCUUGGUGGUAAAGGUGGUUCAUCCUCCUCAUCAAAAAACACAUUUUACGAUAAGUUGUCACAGAUCAAUCAUGACAAAUACUCGCAGGAUGACGUCAUCAAUUUGCUCAGUGAACACCAGGCCGAAUUUGCUUGGGAAGGUGAAAAAUUCGUGCCGAAGUCAUUCCAAGUUUACAAAACGAGCGAUUUGACAGAUAGUUUACAAAUCGCUCUUGUCGCCGAACAAAUCACCAUUGACAAAAAACAAGGUGCUAUCAUACGACAUGUCAGCACAAUGAAUACACCACAGUGGGUAUCAGACGAUAAAGGAGCUCUCAGUCCAUUCUUAGUAGGUGAGGUAAAACUUUAUACUGGUGUUGACACACCAUCGCCAUCUUGGCUCCGAUGUGACGGCUCUGCUGUUUCCCGUAUCCAGUAUAAGCGUCUUUUUGCAGUAAUAGGUGAACGGUAUGGUCCGGGUGAUGGUGGUGAGACGUUUAAUUUGCCGGAUUUUCGUGGACGAAUUCCUGUCGGCGUUGAUUCUAACCGAACGCACAUAGAGUUAGCAAAUGAAAUAGGAAUAUCCGGUGGUAACACAACUUAUCAGCUUACACCCUCUCACAUACCAGCGCACACUCACGACCAGGGAUCGUUGUAUGUAACAAAAAAUGGUACUCAUAGCCAUGAUAUAACGGAUCCCGGACACAAUCAUGGUGGAAGAACAGGAUCCUCAAAAAUGACUAAUGGUGGUUGGGGUUUGACUCCAAAGGGUUAUGGUAGUGAUCAAGGAAAUCAUGAUCACACAAUCAACACAGAUUAUACAAGAAUUACAAUAUUAUCUGCAGAUGACCAUUCACAUGAAAUUUACGGUGAAACGGGAUCAUUCGGCAAUGCUGAACCAUUCACCGUCAUGCCACCAUAUCAAACAAUUAAUUACAUUAUUUACGCUAACUAA
Adineta ricciae is the source of this 2112-nucleotide messenger RNA. The record is from the annotation of a GenBank genome assembly. Lineage: Eukaryota; Metazoa; Rotifera; Eurotatoria; Adinetida; Adinetidae.